Aspergillus saccharolyticus JOP 1030-1 is the source of this 529-nucleotide messenger RNA. RefSeq lists its product as uncharacterized. The record is from RefSeq and is a predicted model, not a curated record. The transcript has a single exon. Lineage: Eukaryota; Fungi; Ascomycota; Eurotiomycetes; Eurotiales; Aspergillaceae. Bases 153 to 473 code for a protein of 106 amino acids.
UCGAUGUUCGAAAACUGUAGAAGGUUAUCUUGUGGCAAGCCAAACGAUACUGACGAAUAAUCACGGCAUUAUGCUCCCUAAUCAAGCUCUGCCUAUUCAUGCCUGGAGCAUGGUAGAGGAAGGGCUAUCUACUGCGACCAUAUGCAUAUGGCAUGUACGAAAUUGUUUUCGAAAGCUUUUCCUUUGUCUCUGUUUCUGAUGGUCGACUCCGGCUCGCUCCUUUUCUUGGACAUGUUUUACUGCUCUAUACCUCCUGGAAGUGGGUGCAAAGCUCUGGGAUCUUUAAUUGUGUUCUUUGUUGGUUGUUCUUCUUCCUAUACUUUUCUUUCAUUCCUUCAUCAUUCCUAGUGCGAGAGGGUAUUGUUUUGAGACUUGUGGAGCUUGUGUACAUACAUAUGGGCGUAGUGGCUAGACAAGAACUCCUAAUUUGUAUACUCGGUAUGGCCCCGGACAAUUGCGUAAGAAAACGAUAGAAUCACGUGCCGUGUCGGGACGAUAAGGCGGUAGGGACCUUAUCUAAUCGCCCAUC